UGGCCCAUCAAAAUCUAUGGCUGACCAACUUUGAGGAUAUGAACGACUCUAGCUAGUAUAAAAUAAAAGAAAAAAAACAAUCAUUUUCUCUACAAAAGAAAGAGAAGAAAAUAUUUAUAUAUAUGUAGAUUAUUCUCUGUCUUUGGCCAUCAAACUGUUUUGGUUUUUUCCCAUUUUCAAAAUCCAAAACAAAACAAGCUAAGGCAAACAAAAAAACACACUUAGCCAGAUCUCUCUUUCCACCACCCAAGAAGGUUAUUAAUAAGUAUUUAUAUAAAUAUAUAUUUGGCUAUGUAUCUUGUGUUUAGACUAAAGAACCUUUUCGAGAUUGAACUUUCUUCAUUCUCUUACCUGUCGUUUUGGCUUAGAGUUUGAGAUAUAUAUUUGAGUGUGAAGAACUAGAUACAAACACACACACACACAUAUUUAUAUAUAUACACUAAGCACUUAUUAUAACACAAUAUACCAAGAGCUAUAGAGCUUUGUUUUCUUUCUCUUGUAGUACUACGUACGGUAAACUCUCUCUAUUAGAUGCGUAUUAUGGCUGGUACUGAAGGGUUUUCUUCCAAUAUUAAUGGCUGGUUUGGCACUACUGCUCAUCUUCCUCAUCAUCAUAAUCAAGAGCCAAACCGUAACCCUACUAGCCCAAAACCAAACCCAACUACUACUACAACUGCUGUUGCCAAGAAGAAGAGAAAUCUCCCAGGAACACCAGAUCCAGAUGCGGAGGUUGUUGCAUUAUCUCCAAAGACCCUUAUGGCCACACACAGAUUCAUGUGUGAAAUAUGCAACAAAGGGUUCCAGAGAGAUCAGAACUUGCAGCUUCAUAGACGAGGUCACAACCUUCCAUGGAAGCUCCGGCAAAGGACUAACAAAGAUCAGGUGAAGAAGAAGGUGUACAUAUGUCCUGAAAAGAGUUGUGUCCACCAUGACCCUGGUCGAGCCCUGGGUGACCUUACUGGAAUAAAGAAACACUUUAGUCGAAAACAUGGUGAGAAGAAGUGGAAGUGUGAAAAGUGUUCGAAAAAAUAUGCAGUUCAAUCUGACUGGAAAGCUCACUCCAAGACUUGUGGUACUAGAGAGUACAAGUGUGAUUGUGGAACCCUCUUUUCCAGGAAAGAUAGCUUCAUUACACAUAGAGCGUUUUGUGAUGCCCUAGCAGAAGAGAGUGCUAGGCUUACUUCGGUUGUGUCCACCAAUCUGAGCUUUGGUAAUAGUAAUAAUAAUAAUGUUGAUGAUCACACUAAUGCUAUUACUACUAGUAGUACUAGUUCAAGUACAACUAUAGUUAAUAUGGACCAUUUAACACAUGGACUCGGCAUCAUGAGUGGUCGUACUAGUAGUCAUGGUUUUCAGCUUCAUCAAGAUCAUUUCAAUCAUCAUCUCAGCAAGUCAAGAUUAUCACUUUGGCUUAACCAAGCAAAUUCAUCAUCACAUAAUAAUAACCUUAUUAAUAAUAAUCCCAUGGAUUAUAUCUAUAGUAGCAGUGUGCCAGAGAUGAUUCAAAAUAUGGGAUCAACUACUAGUACUAGUAAUACUACUCUCUUUGGCUCUUGUUCUACUUCUGUGUCAAGUUUGGUUGGAUUAAAGGAAGAACCAAAUCGAGUACUUAACAACUCUUCAUCAUCAUCAGUAUCAUCCUCAUCAUCAAAGCCUAUUAUUGCUCCAAUAUCAGCCACAGCUCUUCUCCAAAAAGCAGCUCAAAUGGGCUCAACCAGAUCAUCAAGCAACCCUUCAUUUAGUACUACUACUACUACUACUAGCACAUCAUCACCAGGUGUAGUCAUGAUCAUGAACUCAUCUUCUUCAUCUUUAUUAUCUUCUUCAGCUACUCCUAGUAAUGUCAAUGUGGCCACCAACAUGGCUCAUCAUCAUCAUCAUCAUCAUGGAUACUUGGACGGUUCAAAUUUGAGAUCAUUAGGGAAUAACAUGUCAUUGUCAUCAUCAAAUAAUGGCAUCGAAAAUGGUCUGACCAGGGAUUUUCUAGGCUCGGGAUCAGGUGGAGAGGUGGAACAAAGGCAAUUCUUGUCACAUAAUUCCUUUGGCUCAUCAGCUAUGGGAUUGAGCCAAUUCACUGGCAACCACUGAUCGAUGCUACUGUAUUCAUAUAUAUAUAUAUAUAAAUGUGUAUGUGUGUGGAACAUAUCUAAUGAUGAUGAUGAUCUUGCGAAUGCAUGUGAACUCAGUGGGAUGAAAAGAUCAAUAUCAGAAGAAGUGAAAUGGGAAAAGAGAUCUCAGGCUGUGGAAGUAGGCCGGGCCCCCCAAAGAAGCAACAUUUGCAUAUGUCUGAAGUGACAGAACGAAGAGUGAACUACGAGUCAUAUAUUUAUAUAUAUAUUCAUUAUUUGUUUUCCUUUGUUGUUAUUCUUCGUGUUGUUUAGUCUUUGUCUUUGAAUCACUUAUCCUUUUCCUCGACGGCAUUUUUUUUCCCUCUCUUCUUUAAGUUCGGAAAACUACUUCAUGAUAACGAUAACGUGAGCGUGACAUAUAUUAAUUUCAAUAAAUAUAUAUAUAGUUGACCAUAUGUCAAACUUAUAUUUUGGGCUA
Humulus lupulus (European hop) is the source of this 2547-nucleotide messenger RNA. RefSeq names its product zinc finger protein BALDIBIS. Gene Ontology annotation, molecular function: DNA-binding transcription factor activity. The transcript is spliced from 3 exons. Gene Ontology annotation, cellular component: nucleus. The record is from RefSeq and is a predicted model, not a curated record. NCBI's taxonomy places the organism in Eukaryota, Viridiplantae, Streptophyta, Magnoliopsida, Rosales, Cannabaceae. The coding region runs from base 532 to 2088 and encodes 518 amino acids.